This is a messenger RNA of Salvia hispanica, 1384 nucleotides long. Its product is annotated as transcription factor UNE12-like. The record is from RefSeq and is a predicted model, not a curated record. Gene Ontology annotation, cellular component: nucleus. Gene Ontology annotation, molecular function: protein dimerization activity; DNA-binding transcription factor activity, RNA polymerase II-specific; RNA polymerase II cis-regulatory region sequence-specific DNA binding. Gene Ontology annotation, biological process: regulation of transcription by RNA polymerase II. NCBI's taxonomy places the organism in Eukaryota, Viridiplantae, Streptophyta, Magnoliopsida, Lamiales, Lamiaceae.
UCGCCUUUACCAUUGCUCUCCAUCUCUCUCGCACACACAAUUUGCACAUACAUAUAUACACAGAGAGAUAGAGAGAUAGAUAUAUAUAGCCAGCAGAAGUGGUGCGGCGAACAGUGAAUUCCAGUACCUUCAAUCUCAAUUCCAUCAUGUCGAGCAAUCCAGGCGAAGCCCCCUCCGACGACUUCCUCGAGCAGAUUUUAGGGUUUCAAAACUACGCCGACGCUAGUUUGGUCGGAAACGAAGGUCCUUCACCUACAAUGAUGCUGCAGCUCGGCUCGGCUCAUUUAAAUGGCGUCGACGCCCUCGGCGGCGGUUUUCCGCUGGGGCUGAGCUUGGAUCAGGGCAAGGGAGGCUACAGCGACGCGUCCGGCAGCGGGAAGAGGCUCCACCGCGAUGAUUUUGUCGAUUCCCGCGCUCCUGCCAUCAAAGGGGGUUUUCAUGGACAGCCGAUGAUGAACAACACUGUACAGGCGGCGCCCCAUCCGCCUGGAAUUCGUCCUAGGGUACGGGCUAGACGAGGCCAAGCGACUGAUCCACACAGUAUAGCUGAAAGGUUGCGGAGAGAGAGAAUAGCUGAAAGAAUAAGAGCGUUGCAGGAUUUGGUUCCCAGUGUCAACAAGACAGACAGAGCAGCUAUGCUUGAUGAAAUUGUGGAUUACGUCAAGUUCUUAAGGCUCCAAGUGAAGGUGUUGAGCAUGAGUAGAUUAGGAGGAGCUGGUGCAGUGGCACCGCUUGUGACAGACAUCCCAAUAUCAUCAGUAGAGGAAGAAUGCAGUGACGGUGGAAGAACUCAGCCAGCUUGGGAUAAAUGGUCAAAUGAUGGCACAGAGAGGCAGGUAGCAAAGCUUAUGGAAGAAAAUGUUGGGGCUGCAAUGCAGUUUCUUCAAUCCAAGGCGCUAUGUAUCAUGCCAAUAUCCCUUGCUUCGGCUAUCUACAACACACAACCUCCGGACACUUCCUUCCUAGUGAAACCCGAAGCUGAACCCCCAUCCUAAUCCCGAGCUAGCCAAGAAUCUUAGUCAGAUCACACGGACCAAUCUUUCCCUCACCUUGUUUCUGCCUCGACGAAAAUCGCUGAAAUGUCAGCCGCCUAGUUGGAAGAGAGAGCAAAGUCAACCUCUCUUGAUGUUCUAAUUUUGCUAUCAAUGGUGGAAUGACUAAAGCACCUUUUUCUAGUGGGGUUGGUAGUGCACCCAUGGGCCCUUCAAAGGUAUGAAUGUGUAAAUUGUUUUAGAGUGGUGUUAUUUUCAGUGCUUAGUGGAAAUGGAUACUUACAUUAGAUAAUGGUUUACUUUUUGCCCUAGUGUUUUGAAAUCAAUUCUUGUAGCAUUUGACCUUUUCUAGUUUGGUUCUAAAAAGCAAUCUGACUUGUUUUCUUGUUCUA